This is a messenger RNA of Coprinopsis cinerea okayama7#130, 165 nucleotides long. RefSeq lists its product as hypothetical. The transcript has 3 exons. The record is from RefSeq and is a predicted model, not a curated record. NCBI's taxonomy places the organism in Eukaryota, Fungi, Basidiomycota, Agaricomycetes, Agaricales, Psathyrellaceae. The coding region runs from base 1 to 165 and encodes 54 amino acids.
AUGAAGACGAUUAAGACGAUGUCGGUGGUCUUGGCAAUUGUUAGCACAUUUGUGUGCGCUGCUCCCGUGCCAGAGCCUGUUGGAAAUGCAAAUCUGAUUCGUGAAGCCCAGCCUGAUCCGAUACCAAACCCAGGCCCUCAGUGUCCUCGGCAGGCUUGCGCGUAA